Messenger RNA from Anarrhichthys ocellatus (wolf-eel), 671 nucleotides. Its product is annotated as scavenger receptor class B member 1-like. NCBI's taxonomy places the organism in Eukaryota, Metazoa, Chordata, Actinopteri, Perciformes, Anarhichadidae. Gene Ontology annotation, cellular component: caveola; cytoplasm. The transcript has 2 exons. The record is from RefSeq and is a predicted model, not a curated record. Gene Ontology annotation, biological process: plasma lipoprotein particle clearance; cholesterol efflux; cholesterol import. The coding region runs from base 195 to 488 and encodes 97 amino acids. Gene Ontology annotation, molecular function: scavenger receptor activity; low-density lipoprotein particle binding; lipid binding.
CCGCCGAUCGAAUACAUCGAUCAGAAAGACUGAAAGCCGGCUGGACCGGAGACUGUCCCCGAGAAACGACAGCGUUCAGGUCUGGGACGGUUGUGUGGUCUCUAACAGUUAGCUCGCUAGUUAGCCGGUUCGUUGUCGGUCCUUCUGGACGUCAACAAGCUGCAAACACGUCUGUCAGCUGUCAAUAACCAGCCAUGGCCAUCAAUAAAGCCAAAGUCGCUAUCGGGUUCAUAGUGGCGGGUGUCCUCAUGGUGUUCUUCGGGACUCUUCUUACUUUUGUGGGACCGAUAAUCAUCGACGACCAGGUGGUGAAGAACACGGUGAUCGACCCGAAGAACGAGAUGUCCUACACCAUGUGGAAGGACGUCCCGGUGCCGUUCUUCAUGUCCGUCUACUUCUUCAACGUGCUGAACCCCAAAGAGAUCCUGCUGGGGGAGAAGCCCAUGGUGGAGCAGAGAGGACCCUUCGUGUACAGGUGCUCACUUUAAGCUUCUCAAGUCUUUAGAAACUCACACACGAUCUGUGAAUAUGUGCACGAUGCAUCUUCUCCUCAUCUUCUGUUGCUUUUCUGACUUUUAUUUGUCAAAUUCUACUGAAAUAUUUAAGAUAUUAUGAUUUAAGUUCUUUUCUCAUUUAAAUUUGUGUUCGUCCAAACACACCAACACAGAUAC